AUGGCAUGUAAAGCAUUUUUUCGACGAAAUGCUGUUAGACUUGGUACUUAUGAGUUUAUUUGUCCAAAAGAUGGUGAUUGUCCUAUAACACAUACAUAUCGUCGUUUAUGUAAUUGUUGUCGUUUGGCAAAAUGUUUUCGUGUUGGAAUGCAGAAAGAUUUAAUACUUUCCGAAGCUGCAAAAGAAGCAAGACGACAAACAGUGACACAAAAUCGUCAAAAACGAGAACUAGCAUUAAAAACAAAAUGUUUAGAUUUGGUAAGUAUUAACAUAUUGAAUGUGAUUUAAUAGAUAUUAAAGUAAAAUGAAUACAAGAAUUUUUCUUUUAAAAUUCUAAUAUUUUACAUAGAAAUUUAUUUGAAACAAAAGACUUAUUUAAUUUAUUAAGUAUUUGUAUUAAAUUAGUCUUUAAUUAUUGUUCGACAUAAAUUCUAGAGAUAUUCGAAAAGUUGGAAUGAGUCUUUUUUCUUAAAAGACUAUCAGAACUAUCGAUAUUGUUUUAUGAUUUUUUUAUAUACAUUCAAACUUGUUUUAUUUAUUUUGAUGUAUUAGUAAUGUUAGAAUGUAAUAUGACCUCUACUAAUUGUCGUACUUUUCAUUUAUUUUUCUUUCUUCUAGAACAUACAGUCUCUGGUAUGUUUUUUUCUUUGUAUUCAGUCAUUAAAUUGAUGCGUUGUAUUAUAUGCCCUAGAAAUGCAUGUUUCUUUCUCUUCACUGAGCUGUUGAGAUUUGCACU
Rotaria sp. Silwood2 is the source of this 736-nucleotide messenger RNA. The record is from the annotation of a GenBank genome assembly. Lineage: Eukaryota; Metazoa; Rotifera; Eurotatoria; Philodinida; Philodinidae.